CCUCCACCUCCACUGAACUUCGGAUCUUUAUUUCGCCAAAUGUAAAUACAGAAUCUAUCCCGUCAACAUGUCAAGGAAAGAGUGAAUUGGCCGACCUAAGGACACGAGCAAAGGACGAAGGAAGAGAUUAAUAUCCCCGCCUGCGAAGUGCCCACCAGUGCCAGGGGCAGAAGGAGCAGGACAGGAGGAGAGGAGUGCGUCUGCGCCCGAGACCAGAAGAGCAGAAGAGCCCCGAGAGGAAGGCGUGAGUGAGGCGCAGCCAGCCAGCUCCUUCUCGCCCGUGUCUCGCUCUCCCUUCUCCUGACAUCUCGGGCCUUGUCUGGGCUUGACAGUCACAAAACAAAGAUGCUUCGCUCGUUGUACGCUUACAAGGGAACUCAUGCCCGCACACUUGGGUUCCAAGUGGGUGACAAGUUCAUGGAGAUUGGACCUUCGAGAGAUCCCAACUGGCUGCACGUGAUCAACGAACGAGGAUCUGUGGGAUAUGUACCCAAGAAUUACAUAUCUGCAGAUGAGAGUUAUGUACGAGGGCAACCUUGCCAGCAAGAAGACCCUACACAGGAAUCAGAGGCUCCGCCCAUUGACAUACUCGAGUUCAUUGAUGGUUGCAUUGAAGCCAUACAUUUGAAUGCGAGUGAACGAGGAGGCAACUACACUCGUGGCGAGCACGAUGCCCUCCAUAAGCUUGUAGAAUUGAGGCAGGAUUGGUACACCAAAUGUCCUCCUUCCUCCCAUCCCACCAAGCGUCCUGCUCCUCCUCCGCCACAACGUACAACAUCUCAGCUCAGUGUGGAUAGUGUUGGCAGCCUACCAUCCCCGUGUCUCCCUGGAACUCCACGCAGCCCUUCAAUAUCAGCAAGUGGGUCGUCAAUUAGCUUAGGGCCCCCACCUAAGGAAGCAACGCCGACAGAAACUUCUGCCGAAACCACGACCAGCUUCAUGGCUCGAGGAGAAUCUCUCGUUCGAGAUGAGAGCAGCGGAAGCAGCGAAGGUCAUGAUACAAGUAUAGGUUAUGAAUCUGAAAUGAGAAGUGAUGUAGAUUCAGUGGUCCAGACAAGCAUCAAGUCGCUUGUGUCUCAAGUGCCAAAGGAAUAUCUUCGCACAUUGGUGGAAGAGGUGCGCAGCAGCACUAGUAUAAGCUACACUACUAGUCAUCAGGACAAGACGUCUAAGACUCCCACAAGAACAACUCAGCACCGUACGACUCUCAGUUAUCUGUCUACUCAAAGGGUAGUCGAAGUGGUGCUGAAUUCGUUAGCUACAGCCUUACCUGUUCUCCAACCACUGUGCUUACACAUCCUAUCAAGCAAAGGAGAUCAAGUGGAUGGAGGCGCUGACAAAUGGCAACAGAGUUCAGAUGGCCGACGCCUGGUGGAACUUCUGGAGAAGCUGCGAGAGUGCAAGGAUGAUGAACAACAGCGUUCUUGGGCAUUGCACGAAGAUGAGCACACCAUCACUACUCAUCUGUCCGAUCUCCUGGAUUUGUUGAACACUGGAGACCUGAUGGUGUGUCGGAGUGUUUUGUCCCUGGACGAUUUUAGACCUUUGUUGACCCUGGUGCAGUACUACCAGAUGGAAACAAGGUGGCCUCUUCGGAAACUCCUGCUGCAGGUCUUUGGUGCUGUAUGUCAGAUGUCGGCAGCAAAUAUUUCUUAUCUCUCUGCUUCGGUGUUCCCAGUUGAACUUACAAGAGAACUACUUGACAGCACAUACAACCAAGAGCGGCUGAGGUAUACCUCCUUGGUGCUCGGGAUGGUGCUGUGUAUGGGGGAUACUCUACCAUACCCUCAUUUCUGUGUGAUGAACGAAAACUUCAUGAAUGUACUACUUGACGGAAUAGAGCAGUACCACGAGGACCCUGACACAGAACAGUUGGCGGAGUUGUACCUGGCCAUAGUCUUAGCCUUCAAUCUCCAGUAUACGACACUCCCGCCAUCAGCAGCUAAUCCGCCAAAAUCUUGCGAGGCCACGGAAGAGGGGGAAGGUGAGGUUAAGAGUCAGUCCAAUGGAGACCUUGAGGAAAAUAAGGAUUCCUCGAAGACUGCGAUGGGAGCUGAUUCCGAGAACAUAAUCAUCAAGUUGUUAUCGAAGAGGGAAAAUACAAAGUACUUCACAGAGAAGCUUCUGCUCUUGUUCAAUAGAGAAGAGGAUCCAUUAGCCAUGUUCGACCAUGAGCCCCGGCCGCCUCACUCAGUACUCAAGAUGAUGAGAGAUAUGUAUUCCACAAGGGCGACUGCUUCAAUCUUCUACACAAAUGAUGAAUGCGUACUGUGUGAUAUUAUCAUAAGACAAUUGUCGGACCUUCCUGCGGAUGACAAGCGUCGGAAUGAAUACUUACACCUAAUGGAGGGAGUCAUAGUAGCUGGGAGGUGGACAGAACACCAACAUAGACGCAAAGAAUUGUGCUCCAGCUGUGCCAAUAUACUUGCCGAGGAGGAACCAGCGGCAGAAGAUGAUCAGAAAAUCAUCAGGUCCCUCAUGGAAAGUCAGCCAUACUUUUUUCAUGUUUGAGUGAUGUAAGUACUUCAAGCAUCUUGUUAGGAAGUGUUUCAUAAAUGAAUACAGAUUUGGUUAUCAAGUUCUGUAAAUUUUCCCUCCCUUUUCUAUUUCUCUUCUUUUUUCUUCUUCUUUUUAAAAGAAAAGCAAGUGGUUUCUUUGACCACUAAGAAAGUAUUUUGAUUGUGAUGUCCAGCGAAAUAGUACGCCAAGCUUUAUAUUUUUUAGUCAACAUAAAGAAAAAUCUUCCAUGAGAAAUUAUGUGCCAACUGUAGGAUCCUGUACACUAUACACUAUUCAAUGUAUUCUAGGGCUUGAAUGGGCAUUAGUAUGAAGUGUGAUAGCCCUGUGACAUGUGUGCAGCUUUCAGUGGGAGAUCUUGGGAAGAGUGAGAGUCACAUAGAGGAAGAACAUGAUAGAUACCACUCGAAAAAAGGACACCAGAGCCCAUUUUUGUAGUUAUUAUUUUUGUUAUUAUUAUUAUCGUUAUUAUCAUUAUUGUUAUUAUUAGUUGCCAUUACUACUGGUGGCAUAAUUGUUGAUAAUAUUAUUAUUAUUAUUAUUAUUAUUAUUAUUAUUAUUAUUACCAUUUGUAAAGUUGUACAUAUCAAAAAAGAAUUUUUGUAUUACCUAAGAUUUUGAGAAAGAAGCAUUGUCACCUGCCAAACUAUGGGCUUACAGGGCUUUUUUCAAAUGCAUAAGUUCACCUUUGAACAGAUAGCAUACAUGAUGGUGUUUCCUGUUGUGGCAUAAGUUAAGAGAAUGGUAAAUAUGAACUUGGUUUAUCAUAAAUUGUAUCUUAUAAAUAGUACACAGUUCAUAGAAAUCAUUUUCCCGAGUAGUAAUAAUGUAUUGUUUGAUUUCAAUAAUUUGAGGCUUGAUUAUUAUUCUGAUUUGUUUGAGUAUUCUCCAUUGUCAUUCCUUCAUAAGGGCAUUAUGUAAGUUUACUGUAUACCAUUUGCUGAGUGGACAGCUGUGUUGGAAAUACUCAAAUCAUAAGUUAAGGUUUCUACAGAGGAAGUUUGAGAAGGAAAUUGGUAACUGCAAGUUCUGUGCCAGGGAAAUACGCCUAUAAAAGUUCUAAUACACAUUAUAUGUAUAUUAGUGAUUGAGCAGGGGUAAAUAGAUGAUUAUUAGAGAAUUUGGCUUUGACAUUUGGACUUUGAUAUUUAAGAUAAAACAAAUGAUUGGUGAUAUAAGGCUAAAUUAUCAGGAAUGGAAGGCAGUGCUGUUUACCCCAAGUCCUAGUGGACAACAGAAUGUCAUUUAUGUGUCUUUAGUAUGGCAGUGUAGCUAUUGUUAUUUUCCCUGUUAGUACAUUGUAUUGAUAUAUGGAAUUUUUUAUAGCAUGUGACAUACAGUAAACUUUCUAGCAUAGUAUAUUUUUUUGCUUGCAUUAGUGGAAGAUGAUAAGUUGUUAUGUGAACUGUGUAUUUAAUUGACUCAAAUUGAUUCCUGAAUUUUGAUUAUUCAGAAAAUGACUAUCAUUUACAACUGAAGCUUUAACUUGAUUUUGCAAAACGAGACAAUAUAUUUAGAAGUAAGAAGACUCAUGUGGAUCAGUGCCUUUUAUUAUCAACAUUUGUCAGCAGCUGAUAAAAAGUCAAAGGCUGUUUAGAUGAACUCCAAAACUAUUUUUAAAAAGUCUAAAGGCAAGAGUUGCUUGCUGGUGUCCUGCUCAGAUGCAGUGUUCAAAACGUCUUCAAAAGCUUUUGCUGACAAUCAAUUUGGUGGAUAAAUGUUGGAUAUCUCUUUCAUUUUCCCUUCAUAGGAAGAUAUAAAUAUGUAAUAUAGCUUUAGCAACUAUAGCUUUCUCCUUAGCAUGAAGGUAUAUGUUGAAUUGUAACUAAGUUGCCAUUUUUUUAGGAAUAAAACAUGUUGUUACCAUAUUUUUACAGGAAAGAUUAGGAUAAAUGUGGCUUAGUUGAGGUCUUCAGAGUAUUGUUAUUACCAGAGAGCUUUUUAUUUAUUUUUGUUGUUUUUCAUUUCUCACUAUCAUUUCUGUUGGAGGUUGACUAUGCUCAGUGAUUAAAAUUACAUAUGCAGUAAUUAAUAAGAAAAUCAUAUUAACUAGUGAUUGUGGAAAUAAGUGAUUUCUUUCAGUCUGACAAAAGACAAGGCUGGUUGUGCAUGCACAAACUCUGCAUUUUUGAGGAUAAUAAUGUGGUAAUUAACAGCAUUUUACAAAGACAUUUUUACAGACAUUUUGUAAUUUACAUUUUACCUAGUUCAUUAUGAGAGGCUUUUUUUGUCCAUAAAAUUUUAAGAAAAGAAUGAAACAUACAAAGAAAGAAAAAAAGGUAUGAAAAAGUGUUGGAUGUGUUAGAGACUGAAUUGCAGUCUAAACUUGUCUUUAAUAAAGAUAGAAAGACACUAACAGCUGUACUUUGAUAAUAAGCCAAAAAGGAGGUAAAGAUAAGAAAUGGACAAUAUUCACAAGAGCGGCAUUAUUAUAACGUGAAGGAGGCUGCUUUGGGGUCUCGUGAUUUGUGAGUGUUAUUAUUACUUUUGAUUUUUCGUUGUUAUUAAUAUUGUUAUUACUAAUUUUAAGGUUCUGAGUUCUGUUCAUUUCGUACUUUUUUUCUUUUUUUUUAUGAAAGUUACAUAUUUUACCGUAGUCCUUUAGAUAAAAAUGCUUUACAUUUAAUUUAGGAACUAGUGCAUGGUUAAAAAAAGACAACUCUAAGCUAGGUCUGCGUUCUGAGUUCCGCAAUAAAGCAUAUUUCAGGAAUUUAGCAGUUUUGAAAUUUUGGCGAGCAGAGAAUCUCCAGACAAUUUUUCUGAAGUAGUAUUUUCAAGCAUAUUUAUAUUUAUUCACCAAUCUUAGGGAACAAAAAUUGUUAUUAGUCAGAUGUUAAUACACUCUUUGUUGCUUUAACCCUUGUACAUAUAUCAUGCAUGGAAAGAUUGUUGGUUUGAUAUGAUUAAACUUUGAUUAUAUUGUCUAUAUUAUAAAGUAUAUUUUAAGGUAUUAAUGAUACUUAUCUCACAGUUCAUAGUUUGAGAAACCAUCUUUGAUAGUAACAGUAGUUGCACAUAUUAUUAAUAUUAUAUUUGGUGAUGAUUAUUUUUCCCAGUUUUCUUGAUAUGUUUUCUUUGCGUAUAUAUACAGUAUAUGCAUGCUUGCAAAAGUGCAUGAGUGUGAAUGUAAGGAAAUUUGGUUCUGCAUGGAUGAAA
This is a messenger RNA of Penaeus indicus, 5673 nucleotides long. Its product is annotated as NCK-interacting protein with SH3 domain-like. Lineage: Eukaryota; Metazoa; Arthropoda; Malacostraca; Decapoda; Penaeidae. Gene Ontology annotation, biological process: endocytosis. The record is from RefSeq and is a predicted model, not a curated record. Bases 346 to 2511 code for a protein of 721 amino acids. Gene Ontology annotation, molecular function: Arp2/3 complex binding; protein binding. The transcript has 16 exons.